UGUGAUGACACUUCGUCACUUUGACUUCAUCAUGAAGGUCGCUGUGCUCCUCGCCCUCCUCGCAGUCAGUGAAUGCAGCAGCAGCAGCGUGGUUGGUCAGACGGGUCAGAACGUCACUCUGCCAUGUAAAUAUGACAUCAAGAAGUACAGUCAGCUGUCAGUCUGCUGGGGUCGAGGAGAAAUACCAGCAUCAGGCUGCAACAACCUGCUGGUCUCCACAGACAGACAAAAGGUGAAAGGAAGAGAUUCCAGCAGGUAUCAGUUACUGGGCCGACUGGACAAAGGUGACGUUUCCCUGACGAUCCUGAACGUCACGGCCUCAGAUGCUGGACGGUACGGCUGCAGGUUGGAGAUACCGGGAUGGUUCAAUGAUGACAAACAUCACUUCCAGUUGAUCGUUGAAGAAGCUGCACAGACGACAACAAGAGCUGGAAACAGAGAGACGUCUACAGAGCAGCCAGCAGCCGAUCCUACAACAGGUCAGCUGACCUCCACAGAGACCCUCCUGACUUCCUCCUCCAGCAGCAUCAAGCUUGAGCAGGAGAACAGCAGCGCAACACUGGUUCUGGUGUUUGUUCUGUUCGGGGUGGUAGCUUUGGUCACGGUCGGCGGAUUCUUCAUCAUCGGCAGGACGUGGCGGCGGUUCAGAGUCCCUCAGCAGCAGAUCGGCAGUUCGGCCCGGUUCAGCUCCACCGCCUCCACCCUGCAGCUCCACAGUCGAGGGUCGGCGGUGGAAAACAUCUACCAGAUAGAUGGAGGCGGCGAUGGAGGCGAGUACGAGUUCUGUCCCUGAGCCUGAGACCGCAGACCAAAACCAGGACCCGCUCAGCUGGAAGAUGGAGGCAUCGGGGCUCCUGCAGCCAGCAGGACGGUGGAGGAGAUGAAGCCCGGUUGAAUCAUGCAUCAACCAAUGAGACACUGAGCCUUUAAGAAGCAUCCAAUCACGACAGACGGUCGAGACUCAAAGAUUCAGGACUCGUGAAUGUUGACGUCUGUGUGGUUACAUCAUAACAUCCUUUCAGGUCAGGUGGAGACCUGGCAGCAGGAUGGAGGCGUUGUAAUAACACUCAUACUGCGUGUGGGAAGACCAGCAUUCUCCAACACCUUCAACACAGGGUCCUGGAUUACACCCAGACCUGGUCUAGAGACCAGAGACACCGUACCUGCUUCCUGCUUCUUCUCUCAUCACUUCUCACAGAACUAAACCACACUUAUAACAUAAAAUUUAGGCUUUGACUUUUAUUUUGAAGAGCUCUUCCUGUUUGCUUUGGUUUUGUUUUUUUAUGAAUAUUAUUCUAUAACAGAAGCACUUCAUGAUGCUGAAUUUUCCUUUUUCACAGAUUUCUCUUUUAUUUAAUGUUUUUAAUUAUUUUUCAUAGAGAUUAUUUUAUUUUACUUUGAAAAAUCCUGCCUUUAUUUCCUGUUUUGAAGUCUCAUAUUUGGUUUCGAUGGAGUUCAUUGUUCCCUAAUUGUGACUGUUUUCUAUGUUUAGAGGUAUUAAUUAAUUUUGGUCAGGAUCACACUGAGUCAGCUCAUUAUUUUAUAAUUCGUGGCACGAGCCACUCGCCUCUAUAGCUCAAAGAGACGCGAUUGUAAUCUCUCUUCUUAUUUUUCAUCUUCCGCCAGAAUUUUGGCGCGUAACUCGUCCCGCAGCUUUGAGAAAACCCGCGCAAACUAUAUAUCAAAACGUGUGGCUCGAUCGGGAAUGGUGCGCUCUGUACUUAUGGCAGGAUUCAUUAAUAAUUCGCAAAGUAAUUUGCAAA
Messenger RNA from Chelmon rostratus (copperband butterflyfish), 1763 nucleotides. Its product is annotated as T-cell immunoglobulin and mucin domain-containing protein 4-like. The record is from RefSeq and is a predicted model, not a curated record. The transcript has 7 exons. Bases 5 to 793 code for a protein of 262 amino acids. NCBI's taxonomy places the organism in Eukaryota, Metazoa, Chordata, Actinopteri, Chaetodontiformes, Chaetodontidae.